Paramisgurnus dabryanus is the source of this 1912-nucleotide messenger RNA. RefSeq lists its product as uncharacterized. Lineage: Eukaryota; Metazoa; Chordata; Actinopteri; Cypriniformes; Cobitidae. The record is from RefSeq and is a predicted model, not a curated record.
CACAACGUUUAUGAAUUUUGAAGUCCAAAUGUGGCUAUUGAUAUUUCUAGUAAAUGCAUUUACACUUACAAUGCUGUAAACCACUAAGAAAAAGUGAAAAUGUCCUUGAUCAUGAUGCAACUUGUGGUGAUAUGUUUCACUGUUAUCAUUCUCACCAAAGGAGCAUCAGUGAAAGUUCAUCCAGGAGGAAAUGUUACUCUAUCGUGUACCAUUAAAGAUGAUCAGGAGAUCAACUGGAUCGUUAUAAAUGACAAUCAAACAUUUGUUACAAUUCUGAGACUACAAUUUUUUAAUGAGGCAAAAGUUAAACUAAGUCCAUCUUUUACUCACCCAGACUAUGAAGGAAGGAUUAUAGCAGUUAGUUCUCUCACACACACUCACUCUCUGAUUCUGAUGAACAUCACCAGCACUGAUCUGAUUAUCUACUGCUGCAUGAAAUGUCAUCUUGAGCAAACUUACUGCACUAAACUGGACUUUAAAGAGCAGCAAGUUACAGCUUUAAGUCAUGAUCUGAUCAGCAGUAUAUGGCUGCCUGUCCUCUGUGUGCUUGUGUUGCUGAUCUUAAGUGUUUGUGUGUGUUGGAGAGGAACAGGACUGCAAAGAGGUUGUGGAACAAGUAAGGACCUGCACCCAGACAGUGUUUACAAUAUUGCACAGGGUGAGUUUAAUCACAUUUCGAAAAGACAAGAUGAUCGGACACUGGUUGAGGUUCUGUAUGUACCUAUGUUGUAAUUUCUAAAAAAAAUUUACCUUUUCAUAGUCUUUUGAAACUUUUCCCAAUACAAAGAAUUGUAUGUUGUGGAUUUGAAUUGUUCUUAAGUUUGGGCCAUAAAAGCCAUUUGUUUAUGACACUGAAAUCGUCUAUAGCACCUAUGAAGAACCAUAAGUGGUUAUAUAGCACCAUAUGGUUCUACACAGCAUGGGCGGAGUGGCAAUAGGGAGAGUCGGGACUUUUCCCGGUGGGCCGGUAGUGUUUUGAGGCCGCGAGGGCCGGUCUGAUAAUAGUUAUACAUUGCGAGUUACUGUAUAUACCAACACCGUCUGGCAGCCUGAUGUGCGGCCGCUUCUCGUUGGUCAAACUGUGCAGCCUCUCAGCUCAACACAGUAUAUAAAAGUGCUCAACCCGUUCAGCAGGUCCAACCAUGUCUAGAAUUUUCAAAAAUAUAGGGGGAUCAGUGAGCGGCUCUCCCCAAAUGGCAUAGCCUGUCGGCCUUUGAUGUAAAAGCCGCCGAACGCCUGUUUAUUGCAGUGCAUAUGCAGUCUGAUCCAUCAAGCGGAUAGACUAUUUUAUAGACUAGUAGUAAGUGUGGAUUAAGGAUGUUUAAAAUCUCUAGCCUGGUGGUCAGGACAUGAAUGGAUUGCAAAGGUUUAUUUAUCUCUCCACAUAUAGCCUAUCAUAAAUAAAAAAUUGCAGGGUAACUUUGCAGUAUACCACAUUAUAAGCCUAUCAUUUUGUAUAGUUACUCAUUAAGGAAAAUUAGCCAUGAUUUUAUGAUUUUUUUUCUUGGCAGAUUGAUUACGAUUUGUAUUACCAUACCUUGACUACAAAUACGAGACCUUAGUACUUAUUAUUAUUUUUUAAACAUGCAGGGCCGGAGGUCUACGAAAUAUUCCGGUCGAUUUUUUGGUCCCACUCCGCCCCUGCUACACAGGCACUACAUAUGUGCUAUAUAGCACUAAAUACACCGAAUAAUAGAAUUGUUAAAAUUAAUUGAAUUAAGUAAAUCUAACAAUUCUUUUAUUAAGUGUAUGAUUAUGAGCCAGUGAACCACUUUUAGUGCUAUUUAGAACAGAGUGUAUGGUUAUUGUUGUAAUUAUAUAACAUCAUAAAGCAUGUUAAUAAAAUCCUGAUUCAGGGAAUAUUUUGUUUUAUCAACCAAUAAAGUACAAUUUAUAACGAAAUUUUGUCAAG